This is a messenger RNA of Brassica napus (rape), 1028 nucleotides long. RefSeq lists its product as uncharacterized. NCBI's taxonomy places the organism in Eukaryota, Viridiplantae, Streptophyta, Magnoliopsida, Brassicales, Brassicaceae. The record is from RefSeq and is a predicted model, not a curated record. The coding region runs from base 273 to 923 and encodes 216 amino acids. The transcript is spliced from 2 exons.
UGAGUAACGGUAAGUGGUUCUCUUGUAAGGAAGAUUCGCCGGAGGCCAUCAAGGAGGCGGCGUCGGAGAAGACGGUGUAGCGGACCUCCAUGUGGGCGUCUUGCCAUUCUCCGUAGAUGAUUAGGAACACGCGGAGGAGCAUGGAGGAUACGAGCAGAGAACGGAAACUCAUCAGCUUCAUCCCUUAGAUGGAAAAGAUUGAAAAUUUCAGAUCCAAGAGAGUUGAGAGACUUACAUUUCGGUGAUUCAUCAGGUUUUUCUGAACCACGGACAUGUCGUCACUCACGAACAAGUCUGAAGAGGAGGAUGUCAGUUUACGGAGAAGGAACUCGGGGUACAGGAAGAUUUUUUCCACUCAAGAAACUUGGUUGCUGUUGAGAGAGAGUAAAACUUCAUGUCUCUGUCUCUGGACUCGAGGUAUAUGGAUGAAGCAAGCCACCCCUAAAUAUGCUUUCAUAGCAUGGUUAGCAGCUCGGGAUAGAUUAUCGACUUUGGAUAGGAUCGCUAAAUGGAGCCAAGGUAUUGUUACCACUUAUGUGCUUAGUAACUCAGGCACUGAAUCGAGAAACCAUAUUUUCUUUGAGUGUUGUUACUCUGCUCAAAUAUGGGAAAAGACGGUCAAAGGCGUUAUGGGAAGUUCUUAUACCAAAGUCUGGUCUGAGAUUAUGGAGCUCAUUAUAGACAGAAACAAGGAGAAGAAGUGGAUGUUCUGCAUACGUUAUGCGUUUCAGUUAGUGCUUUAUGUAGUGUGGAGGGAACGCAAUAAGGUGAGGCAUGGGGAUAAGUUGCUCCCAUUAACCGUGGUGCAGAAAAUGAUAGAUAAAGGGAUCAGAAACAAAAUCAGUGUAUUGAGAAGGAAGGGGAUCAAGGGAAUGGAUGUGAUUAUGCAAUUUUGGUUUUCUACUAGACUUGCAAAUGUUUAAAUUGUCUUUUGGAGGUUAAAGUCCUAUAGUAAACAGUAUGCACUAGUUGUAAAAUGGCUUUUUUUUGUGAAUAAAUUUAGCAUUCAUUCAAAAAAAAAAAAAAAA